Alternaria incomplexa is the source of this 2283-nucleotide messenger RNA. RefSeq lists its product as uncharacterized. NCBI's taxonomy places the organism in Eukaryota, Fungi, Ascomycota, Dothideomycetes, Pleosporales, Pleosporaceae. The coding region runs from base 1 to 2283 and encodes 760 amino acids. The transcript has a single exon. The record is from RefSeq and is a predicted model, not a curated record.
AUGCUACUCGUCAUCAGUAUUUCCGGUCACUUACACAAACAAGAGACCGGAAUAAAAGAAGUCGGAGGUGGCUUGAUUCUUACGCAUGUCGCCCUCAUAAUAGCACUCGUUGUGCAAAUGUACAAAGGGACAUUGACAUCCGUCGAUGCUGCAAUUGGCGCGGUUAUCUUGGAUGCCCAGAAUGUCUCUUUACACAUCCCUGCCACUGCCAAACAGACUCUAGCUGCUCGAUGGCAAGUGCUUCUUCUCAUCCCAGCUCAAAUUAUGGGGCUAGUAUUCCUGCCGGUAGUGGUUAUCAAGUUGAUGAAGGGGGAAUUCGCGUCGGAAGAUUGCAAAUGUCUCAAGAUCUUCUGGUGGUCUAGUUUAAGCGACUGUGACGACUUCUCUGGUCUCGAGCUUUCUCUCUUCUGGAUCUACUACACGCUUCGCUGGAUCAUGUGGUGUCAGUCGUCUUUCCACUCUAUGUACAACACCCAGCCGUUUCAUGAGUCUGAGAGGGAGGGACGUGUCCUGAUUUUGAGGCCCAAUGGGACAAAGCCAGAAACGGAUAAAGAGAUCAUUGCGCUCGAAUGGGAGGUUCCAGAACGACGGGUCAAAAGGGCUACUUUCCAGGCUGGCCUUGUGUAUAAACAGUACUCUGCAACAAUAUCAGUAUCGUAUACGGCAUAUGCGCUAUACUCGCUCACGUCCAUGGUAGUUGCCGAGGUCACUAUUCGAGAGUACGACCUCCAACCUAGCUCCAACGUCUAUUCGAUCGGUCAGAUCAUCGCUAUCGUCGUCUCGCUCGCUACUCUGAUACGAGCUAUCUGGAGUUUCCAGAGCCUCUAUAUCGAUUCUCAGAAGUCGUUCCCCGAUUUGGUCUUUGAGCUGCUUACCUGGCCCCCAUGGAGUUGUUGCUUCCGGUCAAAGACAGAUAAACGAGGCGAAGAUACGGCCGCGACCCCCAUGAAACAAAAUGAGGAAGAGCCUCGGAAUGGAUCAGACACUGAUAGUAGAAGUAAUGGCUCAGGAGGACAAGGAUCUCCGCAACAUUCAGCACAGUCUUCACCCUCGAGACGUGAAGUGGCUGGUCGGCCUGAACAAUACUUUCAACGCUAUCCUGAAUCACCUCGUCCAGGUAACAGCAGACCAUCCUCGGAUAGCACCAACUCGUCAAGGCCGCAGCCAUUUUUGCCCCUAGAACAAGACGGUCGAGCACAGCGCCCUCAACCAGAUCAAUUAGAGUCUCAGCCACGGCGAAGCCACUCUCCCAAGCCAGCAUUCCGACUCAAAUUCCGCCAGCCGUUCCACCUAGAUGCUGUGAAGCAGCUUUUCUUCCCUGCAUUCACCCAAUAUCUGGAAGAGCGAAAGGAAGACAAGGCUGCAGUUCCGAGAAAAGGGAAUUCGGUCUCGCCCCCAUUCGAGCCCUCAGCAAUCGAUCAGCAGCGAGCCUACACGUUGCCUGGACAUUCUCAGGGAAAUACUGGCAAGGGAAAAGCUCCGGUACCACCUUCAGUCGAAGAAAGAGCGCAUCUAGCAGAAGCUUCGGUUUCAGCCGAUGAUGAACUCCGCGCUCUAGCUAGCGGCAAGCCCUCCGGUUCUAUAGGCGUCGAGACAAUACCGGGGGGAGACGAUUCCGAUGUGACGACUCAGCCAGGAAGAGAUCACACACUCGAAGAAAUACAGCCACAAGCUGCUACACGGAAAGACAUGGACGCAACACCGAUUCUAGCUGGUCAUUGGCCAGAAGAGGACCGACCAACCGUUGCCCAAAAGCUCGAAGAACGACAGCUUGCACCUCUUCGCUUCCCAAUACAAACAAAAGAGGGAGACGUACCGGAAUCCUCGAAGACUGGCGCAGCCCGAGAACCUUCGAUUCCAAACGUUGACAUAGAACCGGUACCAAUUACACCUGACCUAGAGCAAAUAAUAGAAGUUGGAAGUAUUUCAGAUGGUUACAUGCCAUUGACCGGCUCUUCAAAACUCGCAUCCACCGCUGGAACUUCCAAAGGUCAUUCAAACCCAUGGGAUAGUCACCGUGAAGGCCGUGCACCGCCAUCACUCCGCUCACAUCUCAUUCGGAGAUACCUACCCCGACCACUUCGAAACCUUGCAGGGGUUGAAGAAAGCCCUAUUGACCUCGCUUUACCCGGUCUCUCAAGCUCCAGUGAUGGGAAAGACACCAAAGCUACUCCUGGCCGGUUACCGCUUGAUAUCAAAGCCACGCCUGGGAGAGUACCGCUUGAUCUCAAAACCCGCAGCCUCCUCGCCGCAGGAGCCCGACAAGAUGUAAGAAGAAUCUAA